Meleagris gallopavo (turkey) is the source of this 2913-nucleotide messenger RNA. The record is from RefSeq and is a predicted model, not a curated record. Lineage: Eukaryota; Metazoa; Chordata; Aves; Galliformes; Phasianidae.
AGAGUCUGAGGUGCUGGGAGCUGUGUUUUCUUUUAGGAACCAAGCACACUGUCAGCACUUCAAGGGAGACUCUGUCAAAUCCCUCGUGGACUGUUUCUCUGUUGUUUUGAAGCAGUUGUGCUUUGCUGAUAAAAAAAUUGCUGCUUUUUUUUUUUCCUCCAUGAAGCUGGAAGUAGAGGAAGGUGACACACAAACAAGUGCUUCACAGCACAAUCUCUACUCAACAUUAAGGCCUCUCAGAAGCCUUGCAGUUGCCACUGUGGGAAGAGACGCCCAUUCCGUGUCCCUGAUUUCGUUUUGCCUUUUCAAUCUAUUCUUGAAGUCAUACCCAGUAGCCAGUCCAGUGGAACCAUUGAAUUUUGGGAAGCCUUUGCCCAGCUGUUGCUUUCCCCCACUCAUUAUUUUUGCAUUAAGGACACUCCUCAUAAAAAGCUUUUAUUUUUGGUUAAAAAAAAAUAAAUCAGUGUGUGUGUGGUGACAGCCCCAGUUUGGAUGAGCUGGUGGAAUUCAAAAGGACGUUAUAUAAGAACUUGGCUGGAAAUAUUUCUGAAUAUAGCCUUCAGGGCUCCUACAAAUGCGUAAUUAGUUUGUGUGGAGAAUACCAAAGUGAAAAUGUUUUUCUGAUACGUGUGUGUUUGUCAGUAAUGAUUCCUCAGGGGGCAGAUGCAGGCUUCAGUAUAGGUGUGAAACACAGAAUGCUGGGUGUCCCAGGUGGCUGCCAGGAAAUGACCGUUUGUCCCCUGCCAGUCUUCCAGGAUUUCAUAUUCUGGAGGUCUGUUAUGUAUUGUAUGUUUGAAUGUUUGCCCUGUUCUUUAGAAAUGUGUAUAGCUUGUAUAAGAUACCUGUGGGAGGGUCGUUUCACCAUUCUUGUGACAAUUAGUGUGUGGCAGGGGAGAGAAAUGUUGCAUUUGAGUUGUAUUAAUAGGAUACAUUCACAGGAUGACUGUGAAAUUUCAUGUAUACUUGCUUACUACUCACAGGUUUUGCAUUUCAAUAAUAAUAGUAAUGAUUGUAAUGACACCUUUCCUUUAUAUAGAACCUUUCAUCCCAAAGGGAGCUGUAGUUACUCUCUGGCAGUGACAAAAGAGAUUGGUAACACCCAGUGCAAAGCAGCCAUUUUUAUAACUCACUCUGUAGGUUGUGGUAUAUUUCACACUAUUCAAGCAAUUUUGGAAAGUACUAUAUUAUUAUUAUUACUAUGCAAUCCAAGCACUGUUCAAACCCUUCUGUCUCCUGUUAUUACAGCAUUGCAUUUGUGAUACUGCAGUUAAGAGCGAAGGAGUUGCCAUUUACAGAGCAUAACCCUCUUUUUGAGUGAUUUUAUAAUGUUAGGGUUUCUCUCCAUGUAAAACUGGGUGUAGAAGUUUCCCCCCAGGAGAUAAUUAUUUUUUUUCUAUUUAGAAAAAUUCAUUUUAAGCCCACUCAAUCACUUCUUGCUCCGAUUUUCAGAAAUAAUUUUGGAGAAAGGAGGAUUGCUUUAGUUACCAUUACCAUGGUCCACUGGGAGUGGGUCAUAAAGAGGGGUUGACUUUUCUCCUCUUGUCUCAGAUUUCCAUAUGCAGGUAAAGAAGUGCUAUGAAGCUGGGCUAAUGUCACAAUACAUAAAGACUUGGAAAGAAGGGGACACGGCCUUUUGGCGUGGGCCAUUUGGAGGGUUCCCAUAUCGACCUAAUAAGCAUGGAGAACUCCUCAUGCUGGCUUCUGGCACUGGUCUUGCACCAAUGCUUCCCAUUCUCCAGUCCAUAACGGAUGAUGAAGAGGAUGAAACCUUUGUAACUCUUGUUGGCUGCUUUUGUACGUUUGAAAAAAUUUAUUUGAAACCUCUUCUCCAGGAUCUGGCUCGAUACUGGAACAUCAGAAUAUUUUACAUCCUAAGCCAGGAAACUUCUCUGGAAAAUCUUCCUUGGAGCUAUCAGGAAAACACAUACACUGGUCGCCUAAAUGAGGACUUGAUAAAGACAAUAAUAAAUUCCUGCCGAAGAAAGCCAUUUGUAUUAAUCUGUGGAUCUUCUGCAUUCACUGAAGACAUGAACAGAUAUCUGAAAGCUGCAGGAGUUGAAGAAGAUUCCUGUUUUGUCUUCUAGCAAGGUAUUCCUGAACUAAGGAGCGUCAGGCCAAGACUAGGACAUCCUGUUCAAAGACAUUGAGAUGACUGAUUUGGAGCAAAAGACUCAGAUCCUUAUGCCUAUAGUUUCAUAGGCCUUUGGAUUAAAUAUAUUUUCCAGUAUGAUUCUCAAUCUUGAGCGUUUUAAAGAUCAGGUGACCUUCCAGAGUGGCUGUUACAAUCACCCAUACCUCAAAGAUCAGUGUAGUCUUUUUAGUGGAAGUCUUUACAUGGAAUUUUGAGAGACACCUUUCAAGGAUAUUAAGAAGCAUCCAAGUGUACACCUCUGCUGUAAUAUGAAGACCAAUGUCUUGCUUUGAUUGUGCCCCAUUGGUUGUACCCUGGAGAGAUUUAAUGCUUGGGAGAAGAUAAAGAGGCCAAGGGAACAGCAGAGCACUGCGUGACCCUCUGGUGUCUGUGGGGUUCAUUUCAGUGUUGUUAUCUUGCUGGGUGAUGCCAGGCAGGUCUCUUCAGCCUCCCUGUGCCUCAGUUGCCCUCUAAUACAUUGAUAUGGGGAUGGAGGUGCUGCUCUGUGAAAAGAGCCUUUUCAGUCAUGUACCAAAAAAAAAAAAGACCACCUAUAUGUGAGGGUGGAAUUGUGUGUGGUGCUCAAGGAGGAUUUGUAUUGUCUGUGCUGAACCUUAACCCUUGCAAUGCUGUCUGGAGGGAGGAGGAAAAUGUCCUAAAAGUCUGUGGGGAAGCAUCAGUGUAGCUGCUAUCCAUCAGGAAAGAUGGUUGUCUGCUUUCUGUGUCCCCUAAGUGUUGUGUAAGAGUCCAGGUUCAUUAAAUUGAAGUUACUGUCAAAUAAA